CGUAUCUUAGUCGGAGCUGGACAGUUGUCCUGGCCGGAAGACCGUGUCUCUAAUACAAAAUUGUAAUAAAUAUCAAUACCUUAAAAGUGUUUCUUUGCUAUAUUAACUGAACCAAUGCGAGAACGUGUACCGUAAAAAAAUUCGUCCUAAUACUUUCUGCUUACGAAUCGAUUUUCUAUAAUCACCUAUAAAUCAAGUAAACUUUUCGCAACUUCACAGACAUGUAAAUGUUGAAAUAUGGAUAAACAUAGAGACUGAAGGAUAAUGAAAAUAUUAAUAAAAUCCGUGAAAAGUUUGGCAUUCUUCAAAAAAUAUCAUAAUUUCAUUUUCAGUGACGUAUUCAAAAUAGUGAAUAAAUCGAAAUAAGGAUUUGCUUUCGGGCUCAGAAUAUCGACGCCAAAGAUGCUAAUUACCACAAAAUUGCUUAUCGGUUUGUUUAAAAAAAUCACUACGUAACUUUUGACGAUAAGCUCAAAUGUCACUUUUUACAAUGGAUUCUCUUUUUUUAAGUGUAUAAUACAUAGCUCAAUAGAAGGUGUGCUGGCAUGCGACGAGAAUCAGUGUACAUUGUAAGUGUUAAACGAGACCAAGGUGUUUGUAACUCGCGGGGUACGCGCGACCACAUGGAUAACGAAACAAGUUUUUUCUUCGUAAUGUGCUGCAGCACAAGACCUUGUUUUUCAAACGUAAAGUUCACUUACAACGUUAAUACAUAGAUAAAUCAAAUAAAUUGUUUUUUUUUUCAACUAUUUUCUAUGGGACCGGUAAUUUGUUAAUAUUCAAACGCGGCUAUAAAAUUGUGCUCGUCAACGUGGGAAAUCUCUCUUAACGUCUCUUUAUAGCAAUGAACAUGCUCGAAAAAACUAAUGAAAUUUUAAUUUUAACCAAAAAAUAAAUGAUCGUGAGGAUAAAAAUUGCACGUUGCAAUUUCAAUGGAAAUGACAGUUGGUGGAAAAAUAUCGUUGAAACAAAAGUGAAUUCGUGUUCCAUCGAACGUUAAAACUCGUGAAAAUUGAGUCUGCACAUGAAGUUUUUGUUUCUAUUUCAUAGAAUAUAUUACGCGUACACUCGAAAUGUUUUUUUUUGCUUAUUAGAAUGAAUUCUCAAGAGAUGCAAAUUGGUUUAACCUCGGAACAUUCGUGGAGAAAAAUAAUCGAGUCGUUGUCGAUUCCCGUGUGUCUUUGGCUGUGCAUCGACGAACAUUGCCGAGUGAAAAAUUGAGGAACUGAACGGAAGGAAAUUGCAAGGGGGUGACGACAUGAAAUACGAACAAAAACAAAAUAGGCACACGAACAAAAUAACGAGUGACAGGCUUUUCUAUCGAUUUUAAUUUCCGGAAAAUGUGAAAAUGAAUUCGUUCAAAUACGAAAUUUCCCGAGCCUCGAAUUAUUCCACUUCGUACUUCACAAAAUGUACAGAAAAAAAAGUCGUUUUUUCUGUCAGUGCAACUCGAGUGUGACUCUGCCGUUCGAGUUUCAAAAACUUCUCUUGCAGAGUCGUUCUUUUCAUUUUGCGCUCAGUUCCGAUUUUCAGUGUAUUUUGCCUGAACUUUUCUCCGCGUGAAGAUAAAUGAAGGGAACGUUGUUCGUAGAAUCGUAGCGCAAAUCCACGAGAUAUUCUUUCGACGAUUCCUGCGACGUUCCGGGAAUAACUCACGUAAACAGCGUUGAGGUCGUUCGUUCCCGGGAAUUGGGUGUAAACAACUAAAAACAUGAAAUUUUACAAAAAACCUGAUCGUCUUCGAAGCAGUUUGAUAAAGUGCAUGCCGAGAGGCCAUCGAAUCGUUUGUUACAAUAAUCGAAGUGCUUGCCCAUGAAGAGUGUGCGCAAGGUCGUCACCCGCGUGGCGCGAGGGUUCUCGAUCCGUUGAGCGAGCAAAAAGUAAAUAAAGAAAAUUGCGUUCUGCGAAUCGGGCUUUUUUCGUGGAGACUCGUGCGAGCCUUUGAAAUACAGUGGGGGAGAAUUUGCUGCGUGAGAGAAGUCGAGGACAUUUUUGUUAUCACGACGUCGGGAAUAUUUCGCUUCGUGUUUGCACCGUGAGUGCAUGCUCGCGGUGGUGUCUCUCGAUUCGUGCGACGCGACGGAGUCACGACCGUUGCACAGCGAUUGUUCAACCCUCGACGGGAAUUUCGGGCAUUUCGUUUAUUCUUGCCUUUGCGCAUCGAUCGACCGAAGUGUCUCGAAAAAAACUCCCAACAUAAAAAAAACGAGGCUCGAUCGAGUGAGAAACCCGGCAGAUCGACUGACUCGAGUUUAACCAUGAACUCGAAAGCUUUUUUUAUCGCGUCAACCCUCGCGCUAUUUUAUUCAGAGAAUAUUUUCGCAUUUGAUUUUGUCAAAGAAAUAUUAUUUUCUCGUGGUCCUCCGUUGACGAGGGUCAGACGCAUCGAAGAACAAUCGGCUCGGUCAACUGCCGAGCGUCCCGUCGUUCUGGACACCGUGGGUCUGGUCGAAAAACACGGUUAUCCAUCGGAGGAGCACGAGGUCACGACUGAGGAUGGUUACAAUAUAAAAUUCUUCAGAAUACCAGGAAGUCCAAAGUCAAUGGUGAAAAGGGGGAAACCAGUUGUCUUCAUGCAGCACGGAAUGUUCGCGUCCUCGGACUCGUGGGUCCUUUUGGGACCGAACAGAGAUCUCGCUUUUUUACUCGCCGACAUCGGAUAUGACGUGUGGUUGGGCAAUGUCCGAGGCAACAGUUAUGGCCGAUCCCACGUCGAAGUGUCGCCUGAAGAGCCUGAAUUUUGGAACUUCAGUUUUCACGAAAUUGCGGUGUGGGAUUUGCCAAAGAUGAUCGAGCACACUCUCAAUUACACCGACCAGAAGUCCUUGUGCUACAUUGGCCAUUCGAUGGGCACGACCGCUGGUUUCAUCCUGUUGGCACAAAGGCCUGAGUUCAACAAUAAAAUACAUUUUUUUAUUGCACUGGCGCCCGUUGCUCUGUGGAAAAGACCGCCGAACCCUCUAGUCGAAGCUGCGACUAUCAACGGAGUUGGAAUCAAAGCAUUCUUCGAUCGACACGGAAUUCACGAGCUCGCUCCACAGUCUUCUCAAAUCGUAAGAAUCGGACGAACCUUUUGUGAUGAAAAAUCUGCGACGCUGCCAGCUUGUGCGAGGCUAUUUUUUUUGUUCGGUGGUGAAGAUCCCCAGCAACUCAAUGUCACUCUUCUGUCGCACAUCGUUUCAUACAUUCCUGCUGGCAUAUCGACCAAGACAUUGUUCCACUUUCGACAAAAUAUUAUUUCGGGUAACUUCCAACAUUACGAUGCUGGCUACAUCGAGAAUUUCAAGUUGUAUGGAAAGAAAAAACCGCCGAUCUACGAUCUAAGAAGAAUCUCUGUACCUAUCGCUUUAAUAUAUGGCCAUAAUGACGCACUUUCUCGCGAAGAGAAUACGAUCGAGUUGGCAAGAAGACUGAGUAACGUCGUAACGAUUGAAGCUGUGCCUUUCAGGUCGUUCAAUCAUUUCGACUUUUUGUGGGCAAUAGACGCCAAAGAACUUUUAUACGACAGAGUGAUGACCCUCAUCGCUUUGUUCGCAGUGUAUCGAUAGAUCGCUUCGGUAUAAAUCUUACUUUAUUUGUAAAAAUAAACAUUUUCAACCAAAA
Molecule: messenger RNA, 3603 nt
Organism: Venturia canescens
Lineage: Eukaryota; Metazoa; Arthropoda; Insecta; Hymenoptera; Ichneumonidae
Product: lipase 3-like
Exons: 8
Coding region: 2259-3548 (429 amino acids)
Biological process (GO): lipid metabolic process
Molecular function (GO): hydrolase activity, acting on ester bonds
Source: RefSeq, a predicted model, not a curated record